AUGAGGAUAAGAGAUCCCAAAACAACUGCACUUAUUUUUGCUUCGGGCAAGAUGUUUGUACUGGAGCGAAGAGUGAACAACAGUCUAAAUUGGCAGCCAGGAAGGAGCGAAGGUGAGAUGAGACAUACACUGCCUUCGAGAACAUAUAUCCUGUGCUUACUGAAUUCAGGAAAAAUCAACAAUGAUUUAGAUCCCGGAAGAUUUGUGAAGAAAGAGCAGAGGAGCAGUGGUCUUGCAGUGAAGUUCGUGGAACUGUAA
Molecule: messenger RNA, 258 nt
Organism: Sphenostylis stenocarpa
Lineage: Eukaryota; Viridiplantae; Streptophyta; Magnoliopsida; Fabales; Fabaceae
Source: the annotation of a GenBank genome assembly